AUGCGUGAAAUGCUCAAUGCGUGUACUAAACGCUCGGCCGAGGGUCGGGAGAGUGUUCGGGAUUGGCUCAACAUGCGAUACCGUGAAAAGAGUUUUGAGGACAUGAAGCAACGGCUCGCUAGUUAUAAAUCGACACUUAGUAUUACCUUCGAGUCAAUCAACAUUCGGGUUCAAUGUAGCACGCAAGAUUCAUUAGACAAUCUGAAAGACUCAAUCCAAGGUACCAAAGAAGACCUAGAAGAUCAAUUGAAUCAAGUGCGAGAAACAAUCGGUUCUGCAGAUGCGUCAUCCCGAGAAACCCUUCAAGCAGAUCAGGCUCGAUUGCAGAGAAGUCUUGAUACUCUUGAACAAGCCCAGCGAGUUGCAGAUACAACACAUCCUGAAGUUAUUAUCAAGAGCAACCGAGCUGAUCAAGGCAGUCGUGCAAUUUUUGGCACAGAUACAUCUCAGCCACAGUUCAGCUUGAAUGUCACAGAUAAUGAGGCUGGGCUUGGGGCCGUAGUGUCUGCUGGGGUCCAUACUCCGCAAACUCUCCAAGCGCUGCUGAGAGAUUCUCGGACACCAGAUCUCGCGCUUGCGCUUCAAGCACUACAGACUCAACCACAAAACACCAAUGCUCCUGUUCUGCGGUCCGUUUUGCACAACCUGUCAGUUGGACCAUCUGAAGCUACCCACAGUACAAAUCCAAGGAUUUCAGAGGGUACAAACCCGGUAGCGUUCUCGGCACUCAGACAAUCAAUCGAGCCAUUGCAUGAGGAAGUAGUCAAGAAUGACAAAGCUCUUAGGUGA
Aspergillus chevalieri is the source of this 789-nucleotide messenger RNA. RefSeq lists its product as uncharacterized. The record is from RefSeq and is a predicted model, not a curated record. The transcript has 2 exons. NCBI's taxonomy places the organism in Eukaryota, Fungi, Ascomycota, Eurotiomycetes, Eurotiales, Aspergillaceae. Bases 1 to 789 code for a protein of 262 amino acids.